Molecule: messenger RNA, 3045 nt
Organism: Nilaparvata lugens (brown planthopper)
Lineage: Eukaryota; Metazoa; Arthropoda; Insecta; Hemiptera; Delphacidae
Product: ankyrin repeat and zinc finger domain-containing protein 1
Exons: 10
Coding region: 270-1607 (445 amino acids)
Source: RefSeq, a predicted model, not a curated record
GCUGUCUGAGACCGAGAGUGGUUUGUGUGCUGCUGUGCUUGAGUCUGAUUCUGAUAUGGCGUAGCUUGGUUAGGAUUAGGAGUCCAAAGAGAAAAUUAUUUCAUUCCUUUACCAAAUUCCCGUUUGUUUUUUGUUCAAAUUUUGCGUAUAAUGGAUGCAACUAAACGUUUUGAUGCCCAUGGAAUUCAAUUCUUAUUUUUGGUUUCAUUUGUUGUAGUAUGCUGCAAAGCGUCCUCUACCUACUAGAUUGAUCAAACCGUAAAAUAAAAAUGGAGCCGUCCAUGGUAUCCAUCCACUCGACUGACUUUCGAGACUUGAUGGAUGGUCUCAAGGUAUCUCCGUUCAUGAAAUUACAGCAAUUGCCAAUAUUGGCUGAUGUUGACAUUGAAAAGGUAUGUGUUGACACUGCAAUAUCAGAUAAAAGGUCGUGCUCAUUUUGCAAAGUAACAUUUGAAGAUCAGGCUGAUCAGAGGCAACAUUAUAAGCUGGAUUGGCAUAGAUACAACUUGAAAAUGAAUCUGAAACAACGGAAACCGGUAUCGGAGGAAGACUUCACUCUAAUCGCUGAUGCAGGCGGCAUAUCCAGCAUCUCAGAGUCCGAUUCAGGAACUGACUUUGAUCCAGAUGUGAGUAAUGUGACCGAAGCUGAUCCCGAGACCACAUUGACCCAUUUGAUUGCGAGACGUAUGAGGAUUAUUUUCGAGAACAAAAAUGGAAAUAUCCUAUCCUUCUACCGCUGUUGGUUCUCAGGAAAAAAGGAUGAUAUUCCUUCAGAACCGGAAUUGGUGACUGCAGCCCAAAAUUUAAUUACUCGUUCACAAGUUAUGAUUAUACUAGUUGGCUCAGGUCAUUUUGCAGCAUCUAUCUUCAAAGGUUCCGAUGUUAUUCUGCACAAAACGUUUCAUAACUACGCGGCUCGUGCCAAACAAGGUGGUGCUCAGAAUGCGAAAGAUGGCAAGCGGUCAUCUGGCUCUAAGAGUGCUGCAAGUGGUGCAUCUGCAAAUCACAAAUCUAAUGAGAGAUCUCUAACUCAGGAUGUACAAGAACUGCUGACCAGUUGGGGGAAAGAAGUUGCCAGCUGUGAUUUGAUAUUUAUCCGAGCAGUUGGUCCGAUAAAUCGGUCGGUGAUUUUCUGUGGCAAACAGUCAGCUUUGGACAAACACGACGCUCGCUUGAGAACGAUUCCGAUUUCAACCAGAAAGGCUACAUUCCAUGAAACUGAGCGAGUAUUUUCACUGCUCUCCACUGUCACUGUCUAUGAAUCCAAGACAAUAUUCUGUGAUAAGUUUUCGUGCUCAACUCCGAGAAAAGAAUUUGAAUCGAAAAAUAAAGAAAGUGACUGUGAUAAGGGGAAGCGAAAAACGUAUGACAGAUCGAAAUCUAGACUAUCACCACAGAGGCCUUUACCUGAAAUCGUCUCUAGACUCGCAAUCGAACUGGAUGAUAACGAAAAUGAAGAGGUGUAUAGUUCUCAUUACCACAGGACGUCAUUUUCAGAAUCUCUCAACGAGUUUGAAGUGUUUGUUCCAAAUUUGAAAAAUGAUAUAAGGAAGAAGAAGAAAACCAGAAAAAUGAACAAGGAUUGUACAUCAGGUUCAUGUCGCUGAAUGGUGAAGAAUAUUAGAAACACGCAUGGAGAUUACGAUCUCCUUGUUGAAUUACAGAAAAGCACAUACGUCAAUGGAAUGGAGCAUUUGCCAGGGUGGUCACAACAACAAGAUAAACUAGUUUAACUAGUAAACUAGUUUACUCGACUUUCUUAACUUAAAUGUGAAAGAAGGAAAAGAAGAAGUUAAUUAGGUUUUUUUAUUUAGUUAAAAGUUGGUUUUAUUGAACAAACUUUUUAUAAUGCAACAUUAUCUUGAAUGCUAAAAGAAUGAGGUAUUCUGCUUUUGCUAAUACAUGUGCAAUAUAAAUCUUCAAGUAAAAAAUGAAUCUUACAUAGAACAUAAAUUUUAAUUUAUGUACAGAAAAAUUUACUUUACUUACAGAAAAGUUAGUUUUAUUGAACAAACUUUUUAAAAUGCAACAUUAUCUUGAAUGCUAAAAGAAUGAUGUAUUCUGCUUUUGCUAAUACAUCUGCAAUACAAAUCUUUAAGUAAAGAAUGAGCCUUACAUGGAACAUAAAUUUUAAUAGUUUUACUUACAUGGCACAUUUAUUAAUUCACAAUACAAACAUUAAAGUAAAUUAGAUUGAACUUCCACUGAGAUCAACUCGAAAAUAAGACGUAUUCAUUAUUAUAAUAACUUUCUCUCUUCAAAGUCAAUUAUUUGUUAUUGGUAUCUCACUUUCAUUAUACAUUAAUGUAGAUCUUUCAUGAAGCAGACUUAUCAAUUUUCUUUUGUUAUUUCCUCUUUGUUAUUAUUUGUAAAUACUUGACUUAAGGAUGAAAGUGGUUCUUAAUAAUGUACCACCUAAAAAUCUAGUAGAGAAGCUUAGAGUGUUGCAAGUAACACACGAAAGUACAAAAAUAUGUUGAUAAUACAUUAUAACAACAAUGGCAGUAUCAAGAAAUGAUAUGAUAUGAAUGUAUAUUGGAAUACCUGAGGAUUACUUCUUGGAAAUAUUAAUGAUAAAGUAAAUUUAUAAAAGAAAUAAAUACUUAAUAAUAAUUAAACAUUUUGUAAUAAUUAUGGAAGAUGGUCAGUACUCGCGAGAGAACUCUAAACUCUUAGCUUAGCCACUACAUUAUACGCGUAUAAUACUUAUUCUAUACUCUUUCUAGUACAUACACUAAAUUUUAACGUUUAACCUUUGGCUGUAUUACAAGGUUUCAGUUAUCACAAGGUAUUUACGUCUAGCUAUUAUAAUAGACUUUUUAUUAUUCAAAACUAAAAGAUUCUAUUGGACUCAUUAAAUGAUGAUUAAUUGUUACUAUCAAGGAUUUGUGGUCUAGUUUUAAGCUGUUGUAUAAAGUGUACAGACAAUCAAGAUGAACAUUUUGAAUAACUACUGCAUUUCAAAAAUAAAGUGUUCAAAUAGUUAUCUUAUAAAUUUGUGUGCUUGCCUGUAUGUAUUAUUAUGAAUAAACGAAAUGCAACAUA